Messenger RNA from Fraxinus pennsylvanica, 1059 nucleotides. The record is from the annotation of a GenBank genome assembly. Lineage: Eukaryota; Viridiplantae; Streptophyta; Magnoliopsida; Lamiales; Oleaceae.
AUGGAUUCAUCUGAAGAAGAAGCUUGUUUAUUUGCCAUCCAAUUGGCAAGUGCUUCUGUACUUCCUAUGGUGCUUAAAUCCGCCAUUGAACUAGACCUUCUUGAACUCAUUAAAAAGGCAGGCCCUGGUGCGUUUGUUUCUCCUGCACAACUUUCUGAACAGAUUCCGACGAAGAACCCGGAGUCGAAAAUCAUGCUGGACAGGAUUCUCCGGCUACUCGCUUGCUAUUCUGUCCUGAAUUGCAACCAGAAAACCCUGCCGGACGGCGGCGUUGAGAGGUUGUACUCUCUUGCGCCGGUGUGCAAGUUCUUGACCAAGAAUGAAGAUGGUGUUUCCAUGGCCCCUUUGUUGCUCAUGAACCAGGAUAAGAUCCUCAUGGAGAGCUGGUACUAUCUAAAGGAUGCAGUUCUUGAUGGAGGAAUUCCAUUCAAUAAAGCAUAUGGAAUGACAGCAUUUGAUUAUCAUGGUACUGAUCCAAGAUUUAACAAGGUUUUCAACCAAGGAAUGUCUAAUCAUUCUACAAUCACUAUGAAGAAAAUUCUAGAGACAUAUAAUGGAUUUGAGGGCCUCAAGUCCAUUGUGGAUGUUGGUGGUGGAACUGGUGCAACACUUAAUAUGAUAGUUUCAAAGCAUCCCUCCAUCAAGGGUAUUAAUUUUGAUUUACCCCAUGUUAUCGAAGACGCUCCGUCUUAUCAAGGAGUGGAGCAUGUUGGUGGAGACAUGUUUGUUAGUGUGCCUAAAGGAGAUGCCAUCUUCAUGAAGUGGAUUUGUCAUGACUGGAGCGACGAACACUGCCUGAAAUUCUUGAAGAAAUGCCACGAAGCACUUCCUGAAAAUGGGAAAGUCAUAUUGGCUGAAUGCAUUCUCCCAGAGGCACCAGACACGGGACUUGCAACUAAGAAUGUUGUCCAUAUUGAUGUGAUUAUGUUGGCACACAAUCCAGGAGGGAAAGAGAGGACAGAAAAAGAAUUUAAGGCAUUGGCUAAAGGGGCUGGAUUUAGGGAUUUUCGAAAGGUUUGCUGUGCAUUUAAUUCAUGGAUCAUGGAACUUUUGAAGUGA